AUGUUUCCUCUGGGUGUGCGAAGUCGACAUAAUAGGAGAGGUGAAAAACCAUUAAUUGGACCUGGUUCAUUCAUCCCGAAUCUACUUGGAGAGAUGCCGGACAAUAGACAACCGGCGAGACCCAACACAGAAAACACUUGGAAUUCCGGCCAACAAACAGCAGGCGGCACUGGAGCACCACAACAGAAUCCCGUUCAACAACAAGUACCGGCUACGAAGCCCACACCGUCAAAGAACACUUUCAGUACAAACGUACCGGAUCAUACAAUAGGCUUUCACCAAUUGUACCCGCCGGGCGAGGGAGGUGGGCAUGAUGCCCAAGUGGAUAUUAUUGCGAUACAUGGACUUGCCGAAAAUGCGUACUCAGCCUGGACAGAAACGAAGUCUGACAAACUCUGGCUUCGCGACUUCCUUCCACAGUACCUUCUGAGUCGCCACAACAUAAAGUCUCGUGUUAUGACCUUUGGGUAUCAAUCAGGCGUAUUCACGCAAAACGCGUACGAGAAUAGUGGCAGACUGCAUACCUUUUCAGAGCAACUCCUGAACCAUCUUGCGGACUCGGACCGCACCUCGCCUGACGGGUCCUAUCGUCCAAUCUUGUUCAUUUGCCAUUCACUUGGUGGGCUCGUGAUCAAAGCGUCCUUAAACCUGGCCUUCAGCAAAUCAUAUCAGUACCCUGGAAUAGUGGAUAGUACCAAAUCCAUAAUGUUUCUAGGAACUCCCCACGCAGGAGGCGACUUGGCGGUGUGGGCCGGUCUCCUUGGGAGACUAUCAGCCGGUCUACAAUUAAAUGCAAGGUCUUCGGACGACUUCAAGACAUGGUCCGGCACGCUCAUGGAUCUUGCUACAAACUUUGUUGACAGGGCUCCGAGGUUAAAGAUCACAACAUUCUUCGAGACCAAGGCUUUAGGUGAUCAUAUAAUUGUCGACGAAGGAUCUGCCCGGAUGAAUCUCCAAAACGAAAGAACUGUCCCCCUUGAUGGCGAUCACCUAAGCAUUUGCAAGUUCGCGACGAUGAAUGAGAAUGCCGCAAGUACAGUGCUGAAGAGGAUUGCGAGAACAGUGGAAGAAAUUUUUAAAGAAGCCGCGGCAGAAAAGGCGGCGGCAGAAAAGGCCGCGGAAGAAAAGGCCACGGAAGAAAAGGGCCACAGACAGGUCGCAGAAUUACCUGCGACUCCUCUCUAG
Morchella sextelata is the source of this 1185-nucleotide messenger RNA. RefSeq lists its product as uncharacterized. Lineage: Eukaryota; Fungi; Ascomycota; Pezizomycetes; Pezizales; Morchellaceae. The coding region runs from base 1 to 1185 and encodes 394 amino acids. The record is from RefSeq and is a predicted model, not a curated record. The transcript is spliced from 7 exons.